Fonsecaea monophora is the source of this 375-nucleotide messenger RNA. RefSeq lists its product as hypothetical. Bases 1 to 375 code for a protein of 124 amino acids. Lineage: Eukaryota; Fungi; Ascomycota; Eurotiomycetes; Chaetothyriales; Herpotrichiellaceae. The record is from RefSeq and is a predicted model, not a curated record. The transcript is spliced from 3 exons.
AUGACUCAAACAAGCGGCACCGGGCCAGUCGCAGAAGAAGAUCGUCUCAGGAAUGCCAUGUACUGGCCAGAGGAUGGCGAACCAGUGUUUCACGUUGAUGCGUACAACUUCGGGAAAUCACUUGGACCGCUUCUGAAGAAUGAGUCUAGCAUGGAUGAGCUCGUCAAAUUCCUGCAAUCAUACGAAUUGUACAGAAGCGCUGAACGCCGCGUCAUGAGGCCACUUUACACCAAUCGAUACAUGGAUGCUCAGGAGGUUCAGGCACUAGUUCGAAAGCAAAAGGCGGCCCAUGACAAAGCCAUGACUGCCGAACCCGGAUGGCAGGAGGCAAUGAAGGAUGCAGGCAUCUGGGAUGAUGAUAAGGAGACAUUCUAG